GGGAGUGAAGCUGGAGGGGCCGAGAGGUCAUUGUGGAGUGAAUGUUCUUCUGAAGAUUAUGGGGUCACAGCCGCCUCCGAAACCCUGGGAAAGACGGAUCCCGGGAAAUCUGAGUGCGCCUUCUUUCCAAUCAGCUGAACUGUUAUCUGGCCUACCUACAAGACAAGGACAGCCUGUCAUUGCAAGAAUUCCACCACCUCUUCCUCCAAGACCAACACAGCAGACUGGAGUUGGUAACUUCAGCUCUUACAGAUCUAUCUAUAAUACUUUCUCUCCAGCAUAUACACCAUAUGGAACCUCUUUAUAUGGAAGCUAUAGCCCCUAUAAUUAUGGACAUGGAGGUCUUGGCUACAACAGAUUUCGAACAGAUGAUAUUCCACCAAGUAGGUUUGUACGCCAGGCUGAAGAAAGCAGUAGAGGAGCAUUUCAGUCCAUUGAAAGUAUUGUUCAUGCAUUCGCUUCUGUCAGUAUGAUGCUUGAGGCUACUUUUUCAGCAGUGUACAACAGUUUCAGAGCCGUCUUGGAUGUUGCAAAUCACUUUUCCAGACUUCGAGUGCAUUUUACCAAAGUUCUCUCGGCAUUUGCGUUGAUCAGAACUUUGAAGUACAUGUACAGGAAGUUACAAAGGAUACUGGGCCUACGGAACAACUCUGAGAUUGAGGAUUUAUGGGCAGACAGUGCUCUGGUUCCAGCAGGUGCUGAAGACAAAGUACCUGGGUCAGGCAAAUCCUGGCCCAUCUUUCUGUUCUUCGCAGUUGUCCUUGGAGGUCCAUAUCUUAUAUGGAAACUAUUGAGCUCAGCUACUUCAGAAGAACCAGACGAAUCAACAAGUUGGGCAAAUGGAGAUGAUGAUCAUGUUGUAGCAAGAGCAGAAUAUGACUUCACUGCUGGCUCAGAAGAAGAGAUCACAUUUCGGUCAGGUGACCUGCUGAACCUAGCUCCUAAAGAACAGCAACCCAAAGUACGUGGGUGGUUGAUGGCCAGUUUAGAUGGUCAAACAACAGGAUUAGUGCCAGCCAAUUAUGUCAAAAUUUUAGGUAAAAGACGGGGCAGAAGGCCAGCAGUGUUGCAACGCUUGGCAGAGAAACAGCCACGUGAAGGUUCUACAACUGCAAAUGGACCUAAAGUUAUUGAAUCACUGGAGGAACAAGAAGCAGCUUUUGAAUCAGUUUUUACUGAAGCACCAGUACAUAAUAAAGAUUCUAGCACUACAGAAUCCACACAUACUGGUAAAGAUGUAGUGAAUGUCUGACAAUACUAAUAUUAUUAACAGGAAGAAAGCUUUCCUUUUGUAGAACUGGUGUAUUAAAUUAUAUUCAUAGGUUUUAGAUUUCUGUUGUACCAAAUUAUGAUCUUUUCAUCCUCAAUUCAGCAAUUUUUUUUGAAAAAUAAAUCAGGGUACAUAAGAUGUUUAUUUGUCACCUAUUAAAUGUCUAUAUUUUUUGCCAACAUAUACUUUUUUUUUGUUUAGCCACUGUACAACAGAUAAUCACAGUACUUAACCAUUAUAAAAUGGUUGGAUCGUAUCUAAAACCUUUUUGAAAUUUCAACAAAUUUGGUGAUUGACCCAUAAGUCAAAAACAAAAAGUGACAAUGUUCCAGCUCUUCCCUGCUCCCUGCCCCUCCACACCCCCAUCCCCCUAACUGAUAUAUUUGCAGACAGUUUGGAAAUACAAAAUGGAUGCCUGCCUGCACAACAUUCUUCCACAUCAUCAUAUAUAUUAUUGUGGGUGGGUAAGGUAUCAGCCAUUGGGCUUCUAGCGUGUUUUCACCUCCAUUUCUGUCAUUUGUGCUGCUGAAGAACAUGGAACAAAUAAGCUAGCAUGGCACUUUUCACCCUGGAGCUUAAAGGUGGGAAGGAGGUGGACAGGGUUCCCCAGUGCUCGUCAGAUCCCUGAUUCCCUUCCUGACCAAAAAUCUAAAGACUUACAAGUGCAGCAUUCAUGGAUCUUUUCACUUACCACUACUGAGUUCUCGUAUAGCUGGGAGGUCUUGGGAGCAGGAACUCUUUUUUCCUGUGGAACAGAGGUCUUGCUCUCAGCUCAUUCCAGCCUCUCCCCAGUACAUUACCACUGGGAGAUAACUAUUUGUUUAAAGUCAGUCUGCUCAAUACCAACUUUUCUGUGAGGGUAGUACACCCAGAACCCUGUCAUUCCCCAUGUAAAAUUUGCCCUUUAGUCUUUUUUGUGGUCUUUAAUUUCUUCUUCUUAGGAGAUCUGGAUUUUAUUCAACAAAAUUAGCCAUAGCUGGUGACAAGUGAUGUGAUUUGAAAGCAUUUGGAAAGCUCUGUCCAUACAUAAAAUUUGAAUACUCAGGUUUUUUGUAUUUAUGAAACUGGUGAUAUUCUGGUAAGUUUGGUAGUAAACCUGUAGCUUGUGAUAUACUGCUGCUUGAUGAAAUUAACUAGAUCAUUAUAAUACAAUAUGUAUUAAUUCAAAUGUAUCAGUUAUAGCAAACAUUUGAACCAAACUUGUGAAUACUUCUAAAUUGUUCACAUUAUCCAUGAUAAUAAUUUCACAAGUGAAGUUAAUGUGCCUGACGUGAUAUCCUUAAUUGAUUGGAUAACCAUAAAAAUGUUAGUUUGCUGCUGUUCUUUUGAAAUAUUAUCUGUAUCAUACUUCCAACAAGGGGAAGUAGCCAAACUGAAGCAAUCAUAGCUGAGUAAUAGUUUCAAAACAAACUCACUUGUGAUAAAAGGUGAACACAGUGUCUAACUCAUUGUGACAGUGUAUGGAUGUUACCUGAUGGAAGUAAUUAAAUAUUGAAACAUAAUUUUAAAGUUAAAA
Molecule: messenger RNA, 2786 nt
Organism: Hemiscyllium ocellatum (epaulette shark)
Lineage: Eukaryota; Metazoa; Chordata; Chondrichthyes; Orectolobiformes; Hemiscylliidae
Gene: pex13
Product: peroxisomal biogenesis factor 13
Exons: 4
Coding region: 59-1252 (397 amino acids)
Biological process (GO): protein import into peroxisome matrix, docking
Cellular component (GO): peroxisome; peroxisomal membrane; peroxisomal importomer complex
Molecular function (GO): protein binding
Source: RefSeq, a predicted model, not a curated record